UUGUUGCACCGGUGUGUUUGAUUUGUGUCCUCGGGCGCAUGUUGCGAUGUCCCCCCAGGACGUUUCUGUGUUGUACGUGCCCUCAGCUGGCGGGCAGACCGGCGGGAUGUCCUGUGGGGCUGGGCGGGUCAUGUUACCUCGGCUUGCGCGGUACGACUCAUGCCCAUAUAUGCGUGUGGGGUAGCGUACGCAGAUGCCAGUUCUCUAUAUGCAACCGUGCAGUGUGGAGUGUUCCGGAGCUGUGGUCUACAGUCCAUGCUGACGGUGUUAUCUUGUACACUUCAGAUUUAGAGACACCGCGUUUUUCACCGCAGUACGUCAUUGUUACCUGCGUCUUUACCUGUAUGGAGGCAGCCAUGUACAUGAGCUCGGCACCUCCACCGUCACUGCACCACUACCCCUACGGGCACACGUCUCACUCAGGCCCGCAGGCGUCGCGGUACCCUCCGGUACCCACCACCGCCAGCGGGCUCCACGCUCUCGCCGAGGCCAGCCACGUAUCUAUGUACUCUUCCCAAGCGGUGAACUGGGCCCAACGCCCCGACCAGGUCUCCGUCCACACCUCGGGCAUGCCCGAAAACCUGUAUUUCGGCCAAGAACAGGACUUGUCCUGCAACAAGACCCUGGAGGAGCGAACCAACAUGGCAGUGCCCACGUCUUGUGUUCUGAACUCGAACGUUGUGAACGACGACGACAGGCUGUCUUGCUCUAGCGUGUCUCCUACAAAUAACAGAGAAAACUCAGACUCGAGUUUUAAGCUGGACCUGUCCGCCAAGCCGAGGAAAGAGCGCACAGCCUUCACCAAACAGCAGAUCAUGGAGCUGGAGAACGAGUUCCGCCACCACAACUACCUGACGCGGCUCCGCAGGUACGAGAUCGCCGUCAAACUGGACCUGACCGAGCGGCAGGUAAAGGUGUGGUUCCAGAACCGACGGAUGAAGUGGAAGAGGACGAAGGGAGGAGCGGCCAUGAGAGACAAGGAAGCUCUGAAGGAACUUCUGCCGCGUGACCCUGACCUUGAAGAUGAGCCGCCAUGUUUGAACGGAGACCAUGUACACAACAGCUAGUACCCAUAAUAUUCUUAAAUCCCAUAAUACACCGCUUCGGCACACAUUUUUGCCGUCCUCACCCACUAAAACAUGUUGUUAUUUUUUCGAAACUAUUAAAACAAUAGUCGUCUGUACCUGAAUCCUAUUACUUUUUACAUCAGAACGGUGGAUGGAGUUUUUUUAAAAACAAAUCUUACAAAUUUUCACUGAUUUGAACGUAGUUUCAUAAUGUCCUUGGUUUCUCGCAGAAUUCUGUAACGUUAGCUAGAACGUGUUCAUUCCAUGUAAAUAGUAAAUAUAAGGUGUUGAUGACAGCAGAGCUAAUCAUCAGUAAUUGUAGUUUGUUUAUGGAAUAUUUCAAGCGUUGUUCUCGUUAUGUCACGUAAUUUCACGUGAGAUAUAUGGCAGGAUUUCUGACAGUACAUGUGCAUCAUAUCAUACAUGUACUUCUUUUGACCGAGCAUAGAAUAGCUAAUGUUGUACUGUAGUUUUCUUUUUACUGAAUGGUUGGAUAACAAUUGAGCUCUUUUGACUUGUAUGUUUUAAUUAAUCAUUUGGCCUACAAGGCAGGAGAAAUAAAAUGAAAUGUGAAUUCGUUAUCGGUGAUAACAACACAACAUGGAGAGAAGGAGGUAGAAAAUUGCGUUCUAAUCGUCCUAGUAUUGCCCACAUUUGUCAAUACAAUUCGUGGCAUGUAGGUAUCACUGGAGCUAUGUGUGUGGCAAGUUUUAUGAGCCCUGAAUGUGAUACCACACCAGCUGCCAAUCGCAGACUAUUUUCAUUGAUGCUGUCUUCCCGCCAAAUUUUAGUUCCCACUGUCAAUAUGGCGGCUAUAUAAACAUCGGUAUGCUAUAUGUGUGGGAAGACUAGCUGUAACAUUGCUAAGUAUGCGUCAGGUGGGAUCAGAUUAUGCUAGGCUUGUUAGCUAUGAUCCAGUCAUCAAAACAACCAAUUCUGUUGCUGUUCUUAUCUAAAUUCCCCUAUCUAAAUAAGCAUUGCAAUGUUCAAACUAUUUCUAUGAACUGCAAACGACUUUAAGAGUCGCGUUGGGUUCUUG
Branchiostoma belcheri (Belcher's lancelet) is the source of this 2106-nucleotide messenger RNA. Its product is annotated as homeobox protein MOX-1-like. The record is from RefSeq and is a predicted model, not a curated record. Gene Ontology annotation, molecular function: DNA-binding transcription factor activity, RNA polymerase II-specific; RNA polymerase II cis-regulatory region sequence-specific DNA binding. The transcript has 3 exons. Gene Ontology annotation, cellular component: nucleus. Gene Ontology annotation, biological process: positive regulation of transcription by RNA polymerase II. Lineage: Eukaryota; Metazoa; Chordata; Leptocardii; Amphioxiformes; Branchiostomatidae. Bases 39 to 1067 code for a protein of 342 amino acids.